Molecule: messenger RNA, 603 nt
Organism: Trichoderma atroviride IMI 206040
Lineage: Eukaryota; Fungi; Ascomycota; Sordariomycetes; Hypocreales; Hypocreaceae
Source: RefSeq, a predicted model, not a curated record
CAGUUCCUCUACUCCGCCGAAUCUCUCCGCCACCACCCCAAAAACGAGCACAUCCCCGAGAUCCUCAUCCUCGGCGCCUCCAACGUCGGCAAGUCCUCCUUUCUCAACGCCCUCGUCGGCAAAAUCGACGCCGCAAGGGUUAGUGCCCGUCCUGGCAAGACCACACUCAUGAAUGCCUUUGCCGUAGGCCCCCUUCCGAAGAUACCAAAGGGCCAUGUGAAGCAGGGCGAGAAGCUGCCGCGGUAUAGCCUCGUCUUGGUGGACACGCCCGGGUAUGGAUUCAAGAGCCAGGCGAGCUGGGGAGAUGCCGUGUGGAAGUACAUCAAGGCGAGGAAGAUGCUGCGUGGAGCGGUGGUGCUCAUUUCAUCGGAGAAGAAGCUGAUGGAGCAGGAUAAGUGGCUGUUGAGGACGCUGGCCGAGGCGAAUACUCGGACGCUGGUGGUCUUGACAAAGGCUGAUAAGGGAGGUGGCUCGUGGACUGACAGAUGUAGUGAGAUGGCCGAAUUGCUACGAGGGGAGCUUAGAAAGAUAUCAAGAUCGGCUGGGAAUGGAUGGAAAGAAGGUUCGGGCUGGAAUCCGGAUAUAUACAUCACAGCCGCUGGA